AGGAUGGCUUAUAAGAGCUGGGUUUUUGCUUUUAUACUAGUGGCAUCAGGAGAACUCUCUGCAGAAGACAGGCUUUGUGAAUUACCUGACAUAGAAAAUGGAGGAAUAGCUCUGUAUUAUUAUAGCUUUAAAAAUUACUACUUUCCAAUGAAGAAGGAUGCAACUCUUUCAUACUACUGUUUGGGUGGCUAUACAACAGAAAAUGGGAGUCAAGAGACAAAAAUAACCUGCACAAUGAGAGGCUGGGUGCCAGCCCCCAAAUGUUACAAGAAAUGUACCGUACCACUCUUGGAUCAUGGAGUAUUCUUUGAUACAAAACCUACUUACAUAAUAUGGAAGAGUCUACAGUACGGUUGCAAUUCAGGGUACUUGACUCCCGGUGGCAGCAGGAAUGGAACUGUACAGUGUAUUCCAGAUGGAUGGUCACUUCAGCCAAGAUGCAUAGAAGCAACUGGUAUUGCUUUAGAGACCUGUUUAGCACCACAGUUGCUUCAUGGUCGCUAUUCUACAACCCAGAAAGUUUUCAAACUGAAUGAAGUACUCCAAUAUGAAUGUGAUGAUGGAUACCAGUCAGCAGGAGGCAACACAGUGGAAGAAGUACGAUGUGGGCCUGAAGGAUGGUUCUUUACUCCAAAAUGUACUGAAACUGGAUGUUCAACACUGAAUCCUGUAGAAUAUGGAGGUCUCCAUCCCAGGAAGGGAAGCUACAGAGGAGGAGACGUGGUUCAGUUUUUCUGUGAAGAGGAUUAUUCUUUAAGAGGUUCAGAGUUAAUUCAGUGCUAUGACUUUGGCUGGUACCCAGAGCCUCCAGUAUGUGAAGCAAGAAGAAACAAGUGUCCUCCUCCCCCUCAACCCCCUAAUACCAAAUUACUGUCCAAUUUAAGAACGUACCAGCAUGGGGACAUGGUGCUUUUGGAAUGUGAGCCUCAUUUUCAAAUCAGAGGACCUGCAGAAGUCCAGUGUGAGCAUGGCAAAUGGACUUCACCUCCCAAAUGCAUCAGUCAGUUGCCUGCUAGAACUGACCAUCGAGAAUUAGAAGAUGUGGACAGAGAAACAAGCAGUGCUGGUAGACCUGCUUUGGAAACUGAUGAGAGUUGUGGAGCUCCACCUGCAGUGGAAAAUAGUUUCAUUCUUGGUUUGUUGUUGACAAACUAUGAAACUGGCUACUCAGUGGAAUAUCGAUGUCUCAGGUAUCAUUUGUUAAAGGGAUCUGGUACAGUUCGCUGUGAGAAGGGGAACUGGACAGAGCCACCAAUUUGUUUAGAACCAUGCUUUGUGGAUGAAGAAAACAUAAACAAUUUCCAUAUAAGGAUGAAAUGGAGGUCGGAUGAAGAACUAGUUUUCUUACAUGGUGAUGUCGUUGAAUUUGUGUGUGAGCCAGGAUAUGUUCUCCCACCUUAUGGUGGACUGCAACAGUUGCUGGUGCAAUGCAACCAUGGCAAAUUGAAAUAUCCAAAGUGCAUUUCCAAAGCUUCUAAUAAGAACUGUGGGCCCCCACCAGUUGUAGAGAAUGGAAUUGCUAUGGAAUCAAUGACAACAGACUCUGCCUAUCACUUAACAGUAAAAUACAGUUGCCAUGAACACCAUGUUUUGCAAGGCUUUAUGACAGUGUCCUGUUUAAAUGGCCAAUGGACUACCCCACCAGUUUGCAUAGAGCCAUGUACCUUGUCAAAGGAUGAGAUGACGGAAAAGAAUUUGAAUCUGGUAUGGAGUUUUGACAAUCGACCUUAUUUCCUCCAUGGAGAAUUCAUUCAGUUUAUAUGCAAACCAGGCUAUUUUAGUCCAUCAAAUUCACCAUCUGAUUUUAGAGUAAGGUGUUGGAAUGGACAGCUGUCAUAUCCAGUAUGCAUCGUAAGGAGCAGAUGCUGUACUAAACAAAAACUUAGCUGUGAAAAAGAAUCACAGCCCCUAGUGCUGGAAGAAAUAAUUGAUAAACAACAGCAGAAAGACCUUCUGAUUUGGAUGAUGCCAAAUAUAGUUUCAGAGUGCAAAGAACCUGACAUUGAUUUUGGAGAGAUUAUAAGUGAAAUGAAAGUUGAGUAUCAAGAACACAACAGAAUACAAUACAAGUGCAGCCCUGGCUACACAAUGGAAGGCUCUGAAUGGAUAGAAUGUGAAGAUCAAAAGUGGAGUCCUCAACCUAAAUGUCUGGCACCUUGCAGUAUCACAAAAAAGCAGCUAGAGGCCAAAAAUCUGCUUUUGUCCAGUGGACACACCCAUUCACAGUUGGUUAAAAAUAACCACACAUUGGAAUUCAUAUGCAAACGAGGAUACAUCUUGAUAACUCCAUCAGUCAGGCAGUGUAUUAAUGGAAAAAUGGAUUUGCCAUUGUGCAUACCAGCUGAAAGUGGAAAAAACUGUAGACAGCCACCUACUGUUGAGAAUGGGGACAUUAGAAAUUUAUCUCAGAAAGAGUACACAUCUGGCUCUCUGGUAGAAUUCAAAUGCCAACAAUAUUAUACAAUGGAAGGAGGUAAAAGAGCAUUUUGUGACAACGGAGAGUGGACAAAAGUGCCAGCUUGCCUAGUGAUAUGCACUGCUCCCAAAGUAGACAACGGCAGCUUCCGUCCUGUACAGAGUCAAUACAGAUUUGAGAAUAUUAUCCAAAUAUAUUGUAACCCAGGAUAUGAACCUGAAAACCACAGUACAACUUCUGAAUGCACCAAAUAUGGCUGGGUACCAUCUCCAACAUGUGUACCAAAGCAGUGUAUCUAUCCCAAUAUAGAAAAUGGAGUACUGUCUUGGGCCAAUAUAUACUACAGAGAGGAAUACUUUCCAAAAAAGGAGGGGCAAACCAUUGAUUUCCGGUGUUAUCGUGGCUUUCUGCCAGAAAAUAAAAAACACUGGUAUAGAGCUACAUGCACCAAGCUUGGCUGGGAUCCAGAACCACAAUGCUUUAAACGCUGCAUUCCUCCUAGAUAUUUGCCACAUGGUCAUGUGACUUAUGCCUCUAAGAAUGCAUUCAUAGAGGGUGAUGAUAUGUCAUUUGAAUGUGAUGCAGGAUAUCAUCCUGAACAGCAGGAAGGAAGAGCCAAAUGUACAAAAAAUGGCUGGUCACCCAUUCCAAGUUGUGUUCUCAUAGAAAUUGUAUGCUUACAUCCAGAAGUAAGUAAUGGCAUGGUCAGUCCUCAUCGCCAACAGUACUCAGAUGAAGACACAAUCCAGAUACAGUGUGAUCCUGGCUAUGAGCCUGAACACCAGCAAGAAACUUCCAAGUGCACUAAGGAUGGCUGGCUACCACAACCAAAAUGUGUCUCAAAACGCUGUAACUACCCAGAAGGAGAGAAUAUAGUAGUAUCUGGAUACCCUUGGCGUUACAGAGAUUUCUACUUUCCAAAAAGGGAGGGAGCUUACAUUGACACUAAAUGCAACAAUGGCUUCUUGCCAGCAAAUAAAGAGAUCUGGCAACGUUCGACAUGCACUAAAUCUGGAUGGAAUCCAGAACCAAAAUGCUUUAAAAUACCUACCUGUGAAAGCAAACCUCUACUUAAUGGCUUUUUCACUGACCGAAAGGACCAGUUUGCUCUCAAUGAGAGAACAAGAUAUAGUUGUCAGAUUGGUUUCACAACUCGGGAAGGACAUGAAGAGGGAGAGACACAGUGCCUUAGAGGAGGAUGGUCACCGAAGCCAGAGUGUAUCACUGCUGAAGGAAACUGCAGCCAUCCUCCUGUUGUUCAAAAUGGUGACUUCCUUAACUCUGUUCAGAUGCAAUAUCCACCAGGCACAAUACUGCAAUAUAAAUGUCAAAACUUGUAUUUAAUGAAUGGAGCUUCUGAAGUACGUUGUGAAAAUGGUCUUUGGACUGAACCUCCAACGUGCAUAGAGGCUUGUACAGUAAGUGAAGAAGAUAUGCAGCGCAACAAGAUUCAGUUGAAGUGGAAAAAUGCUCCAAAAAUAUAUUCAUCAUCUGGCGGUGUAGUGGAGUUUGCAUGUAAAUGGGGCUAUGAGCAAGAUCCAUCAUCCCCUCCCUUCAGAACACACUGUAUAAAUGGGAGGAUGGAAUAUCCAAGAUGUAUCUAGGGCUAUCAAGAUGAAUGACAAAGAAGGAUGCAACUGAUGUUUUUAAGCAAGACUUGUUCUUUAAAACCCUUCAUUCACAUCUUUCAACCACUGCCAUACCCAAGCUGAUUUUGUAAUCAUAUUUUUGGUGAAUGAUGUCUGUAGUUCUUCACAAUAGAGCUUGGCACCAGAAUUGGAAACAUACUGGAAGCUAUACCUGCAACUUUUAUCAUCAUACUAACAUGGUGGUUAACCACUACAUCUGGUCCAAAGGUGCACAGUGGAAAACAUUACACAUAUAUAGCUAUAAAAGAAAGAAAAUAUAUCAGCAGUCAACAAAGCAAUAUGUUUCUGACUCUAUAAAGUAAAUAUCAAUGAGAACUAGGCAUCUUUUUCAGAAUAUGCUGGCCGUGUAUAGAUGGAAUGGAUUUUUUUAUUAACCCGCAGAUUCUGCCUUCUUAGAUGUUUGUCUUUAUUGGUAAAUAAAAAGUGUAUAGUUUU
Heteronotia binoei (common prickly gecko) is the source of this 4500-nucleotide messenger RNA. Its product is annotated as complement factor H-like. The record is from RefSeq and is a predicted model, not a curated record. The coding region runs from base 4 to 4020 and encodes 1338 amino acids. The transcript has 23 exons. NCBI's taxonomy places the organism in Eukaryota, Metazoa, Chordata, Lepidosauria, Squamata, Gekkonidae.